Molecule: messenger RNA, 327 nt
Organism: Camellia sinensis
Lineage: Eukaryota; Viridiplantae; Streptophyta; Magnoliopsida; Ericales; Theaceae
Source: RefSeq, a predicted model, not a curated record
AUGGGAAAUUGUAUAAAAAAAGAGUCUUCCAUGCAAUGGGGAGGCGAAGAUUGGGGCUCUCCGGCAUCGGAAACACUCUUUUCUGGCGAAAAAUCAUAUAAUAAAGCCACCAACAUAGAAGAGAAGUCUGGAACUCCGGCAUCGGUGAAGGAGGUGAAGAUCAAGAUUACAAAGAAACAGUUGGAGGAGUUACUGGGUAAGAUGGACGUGCAGGGAUUGUCUGUGCAACAGAUGCUAUCCCAGUUGUUGAUGAACGGUAGUGAUCGGUUUGAGACUCAUCAACGGUCGUGGAGACCUGCUCUGAAGAGUAUUCCUGAGGUGAAUUGA